AUGGCCGUCCAAGCAGGAGUGGCCGGCGCCAAGGGGCCACUGGCUGCCCAGCCCGGGAGCAGCCACAGGGCGUGGGGCCGAGCCGGGCACACUCCCGUCAGCCGCUGCCCAGCCGUGCCCGGCCCAGCAGCAGCCAAGGGAAGGGGCCAAGCGGAGAUCCCAGGGCCCAGGCACAUCGGGGACCACUUUUCCACGACACUACCCAGCCUGGCCCCAGCACGGGUGUCACCUCUCCCCCUGGGGUGGGGUUUCCUGCAGUGUCACCACCUCUUCCCCCUUCUCUCUGCAGACGCGGAGCAGAGCGGCAGUCCCCGGGCAGGGAUGGGCUCCGACCAGGAGGACAGCAAGCCCAUCACACUGGACACCACGGAUUUCCAGGAGAGCUUUGUCACCUCCGGUGUGUUCAGUGUCACGGAGCUCAUCCAAGUGUCCCGGACCCCCGUGGUGACUGGGACAGGACCCAACUUCUCCCUGGGGGAGCUCCAGGGGCAUCUGGCCUAUGACCUGAAUCCAGCCAGCACAGGCAUGAGAAGAACCCUACCCAGCACUUCCUCCAGCGGGAGCAAGCGGCACAAAUCGGGCUCGAUGGAGGAAGACGUGGACACGAGCCCCGGCGGCGAUUACUACACCUCGCCCAGCUCUCCCACGAGUAGCAGCCGCAACUGGACUGAGGACAUGGAAGGAGGCAUCUCGUCGCCGGUGAAGAAGACGGAGAUGGACAAGUCACCUUUCCACAGCCCGUCUCCCCAGGACUCCCCUCGCCUCUCCAGCUUCACCCAGCACCACCGGCCUGUCAUCGCCGUGCACAGCGGGAUCGCCCGGAGCCCUCACCCGUCCUCUGCCCUGCACUUCCCCACGACCUCCAUCCUGCCCCAGACGGCCUCCACCUACUUCCCGCACACGGCCAUCCGCUACCCGCCUCACCUCAACCCCCAGGACCCGCUCAAAGAUCUCGUGUCGCUGGCCUGUGACCCAGCCAGCCAGCAGCCUGGACCGUUAAAUGGAAGUGGUCAGCUCAAAAUGUCCAGUCACUGCCUUUCUGCUCAGAUGCUGGUACCCCCGCCCCCUGGGCUCCCGCGGCUGGCGCUCCCCCCCGCCACCAAACCCACCUCCGAGGGAGGAAGCACGUCGCCGACCUCGCCCUCCUACUCUACGCCCGGCACGUCCCCUGCAAACCGUUCCUUUGUGGGAUUAGGACCAAGGGAUCCAGCGGGCAUUUAUCAGGCACAGUCCUGGUAUCUGGGAUAAGAAAGAUUUCUUCCCACGCCCUGCUCCUUCGUCGCGGGAAUCCCAGGGGGCCGCACUGCCGGCCCCGGCCCACGUUUUCAGUGGAAAGUUAGAGCGAGCGAGACGACCCUGCCGACUCCCAGCCUGGCCGGAAAGACAGAACAGACACACACACGCAGGAGGGAAACAAGCAAAAA
Messenger RNA from Neogale vison (American mink), 1424 nucleotides. It is a transcript of the gene NFIC, whose product is annotated as nuclear factor I C. The record is from RefSeq and is a predicted model, not a curated record. Gene Ontology annotation, biological process: regulation of transcription by RNA polymerase II. Gene Ontology annotation, cellular component: nucleus. The coding region runs from base 1 to 1248 and encodes 415 amino acids. The transcript is spliced from 10 exons. Gene Ontology annotation, molecular function: DNA-binding transcription factor activity, RNA polymerase II-specific; RNA polymerase II cis-regulatory region sequence-specific DNA binding. NCBI's taxonomy places the organism in Eukaryota, Metazoa, Chordata, Mammalia, Carnivora, Mustelidae.